AUGAAUACUUUAGAAAGUGACAAUGAUCGUCAUACAGAACAGUUAGCUGCUAAAGUUUCUCGACUUAAAAGUAUUGCAAUUGAUAUUGAUAAUGAAACAAAAGAUCACAUUCCAUUUCUUGAAUCUAUGAAUUUUGAUUUCAAUACUGCACGUAGUUUUCUUGGUGGAAGUUCUCGUCAUUUAAGUACUGCUAUGUCAAGUGGGCGUGGUGAUCGACGAGUUAUGUGUUAUGUAAUUGCUGGAAUUGUUUUCGCUUUUAUUUUUCUGUACUAUGUUGUAAGUUCAUUUCGACGUAAGUAA
Molecule: messenger RNA, 300 nt
Organism: Adineta steineri
Lineage: Eukaryota; Metazoa; Rotifera; Eurotatoria; Adinetida; Adinetidae
Source: the annotation of a GenBank genome assembly